GUAAAUUCUUUUUUUUUCCAAAAAACAACCUUUUUAAGCAAUCUACAGAUUUCUCCAUAUUUUUAAUAUGUUAAUCCCUAAAGAAAUAAAUAUUAAUGGAGAACAUAAACUUAUAAAAGAAGAAAACAUAUCUCUUCAUGAAGAAGAUGGUUUUUGCAGUUCAAGCCAUAACGAUUUAACGUAAUGACAUGUGAAACAGUAUAUAUUAAUAUAUAAUAUUCAUCUUUUUUAGGGAUAUUCAUUCUUAUAAAGAACGAUGUAAAGAGCUAGAAAAGGCAUUGAUGGAAACCCGUUCUGCUUUAGAUGACUUUCAAAUAACAAGCAAAGAAUUUGAAGAUGCUCUAGAACAAGAACUUGAACAUACAGAGAAACAAUACCAGGCAUUAAAGGAAAAGAACUUGUCACUACAAAAAGAAGUAGAACGAUGGAAGGCAUGAAAAACUAAAUAAAGGAAAUUCUACUAAUGUUUUUGCAAAAGAACAUGUAUGAACAGUAUCGAAAAGAAAAUACAAUAUCAACAUUAGCAAUGCAACAAGAAAUUGAAACACUUAGAGAAACACAUAAAUCUAUCAAGUCUAAAGUUACUGACCUGGAACUGAGCAAUGAUGCAAUAGAACGCAGGGAGAGAGCAGUUCAAUCAUCCUUUGAAGAUUUAGGGACUAAAUAUAAUAAAGUAUUAGAAGAAAAUGCUCUUCUUGAAGCAGAACUUGCUACCCAAAAGUCACUAGAAAUCGAUAACCAAAGAUUAAAAGAUGAGCUGCGUGACACAUGUCUUGAGCUUUCAUUAACAAAGGAAAAACUUAAGCAACUACAAGCAGAAAAAGAAGAAAUAGCAUCAAAAGUGUUACUGUGGCGCCAUACACACCGUCCUCCUAACUCUUCAGUAACACAAACAACUAUACCAACGACAAAUGCAAUUCAGGAAGAAGAAAAACAAGCAACAGACGAUGAUCAGAUUAAUACAUCAUCCAUAAUACCAACACAGGAAACAAAUGAAAAGCAUGCCCAGCCUUAUUCAGUCAAAGUGGUGCAAGAAAUGACAAAGCGUGUCAAAAAUCUUGAAUUACGUCUUCAUUCAUGUCGUAUGCUAAUAAAGCCACUCUCAUCACGUUCAACACAAUAUGGUUCACCUCUCCCUAUUAUGAUGCCUAAAUUAAACAACCAUCAUGACAAAGCAUCAGAAACUACGGACUCAUCAUAUCAUAGGCCUGCAUCAUCACCACCAAGUCUCCAGCAUACAGAAACAUCUCAGAGAGACUCAUCAAUAAAAAAUACUGAAUCGCUGUCUAACAAUUUAUUAAUUCAUUCACAUAAAUCCAAGAUGCCAGUAAGCAAGAUAACUCCUAAGACACCAGAAACAUCACCACUUAAGAAAAAUACACAUGAAUCACCUAGUAAUAUGAAAAGUAGUCUAAAUAGAUCAUUCCGAAGGUUUUCAAUAAAGAAAAUGGCAUUUGAAGGAAGUCCUAUGAAAUCUCCAAAAAGACAAGCCAUGCCUUCUGCAAUACCUGUUCCUAAAGAAGGACUUAAAAGGAGGAUAUCUAAUAUUCCUCAGAGCAUCCAUCCUAUAAAACUUACACAAAGCUUAUUGAAAAAAAAAAAUAGCAACAUAUUUGAAACAUCGUCCAACCAUCCUCAACGGAAGAUUAUCCAUAUGUCAAGCCUAAUCAACUUAUCUAGACAUAAAUAGAAAAUACACAGUGCGGCUCGAAGCAAUGCCAUAAAUACCCUAC
Molecule: messenger RNA, 1733 nt
Organism: Pneumocystis jirovecii RU7
Lineage: Eukaryota; Fungi; Ascomycota; Pneumocystomycetes; Pneumocystales; Pneumocystaceae
Exons: 3
Coding region: 464-1690 (408 amino acids)
Biological process (GO): establishment of mitotic spindle orientation; centrosome localization; cell migration
Cellular component (GO): centrosome; kinetochore; kinesin complex
Molecular function (GO): microtubule binding
Source: RefSeq, a predicted model, not a curated record